UUGUAUAUUGUUUUUAAUGUAAACGCAACCAUGUAUUAUGUCUUUUUAGGUCUGAUGGAGCCUGUUAAUGACCUGCAAUAUCCUGCACUUUUGAAGUCCGAAUGCGAUGAGGUCAAUUUAAAACCAACGGAAGUCUAUCUUCCGAGCUCAACAAAUCUAGACAAUCUGCUCUCCUUGUUUAAAUCGGUCGCUGACCUUUCUGCUAUAGCUUACGAUGUUGACUUCUUGGUUGAUGGAAAGUUGCUGCGCGAAACGCUUCAAGAACAUUUCAUCGCUUACGAUUUAAGUACUGAACAGCCUGUAAGCGUAGAAUUGAUAAAGAAGACGUCAGCACCAGAUCGCAAACCAGAUAUAAAUGCCGACGAUUGGAUUUCGUGUAUAACCGAAUUCCGAAACUGUAUUUAUUUUGGAUGUAGUGAUAACUCGGUUUGUUUUGUCAAUGAUUGCGAAUCGAAAUUACUUUACAAAACGAAAUAUGCUGUCCAAUCUGUUGACGCUGCUUCAUGUAUGCUUGCUGUUGGUAGCCGCUCCUCGACGAUUGAUGUUCUUGAUAUUGCCGAUGCGGAUGUUGAAAAAACAGCAAAAUUGAAGUGGACUUUGAAAGGCCAUAACGGCCCUGUUGCUUCCAUCGCUUUUGAGAAAUCCGGAGAGAGGCUAGCAAGUGUAGGUCAAGACGGAAUGCUGAAGAUUUGGUCGACCGUUGAGCAAUCUGAGUUUCAUCCUGAAGUUGAGGUCGUUUCUAAGAAGAAGAGUAAAUUGUCGAAAGAGUCAUUAGAAUCGUUGGCAAAGAGCCGAACUCCUCUCGUUACUCUCUCAGCGCAUCAGGAACCGGCAACUUGUUGUUUUUGGUGCCAAGAUAAAUACUCUCAUGAGAUAAUAACUGGAGGUUUUGACAACAGUCUAAAAGUGUUCGAUCUGAAUACGUUGAAACCUCGUGCGUCAUAUACUAGAGAUCGACCUUAUAACACCGUUGACCGAAGUUUCAGAAAUCAGUUAGUUGCUACCGCCUGUUUUGAUACUAAGAUUAGAAUUUACGACAUUCGAGUAGAAAAAGAAGUGAUGGUUGUACAAGCUGCGGAUGCACAUGAUGAAUUAGUUUCGUGCCUUAACUGGUCUCCAGAUAAUGAAAAUCUGUUCAUAUCGGGAUCGUAUGAUACCCUGGUGAAAAUAUGGGACUUCAGGAGUGCCAAAGUUCCGCUGUAUGAUAUAAAGACGUCGGAAGGAAAAGUUUUGAGUUGUCUGUGGCACGAAAGAGACAUUUAUUUUGGCGGAGAGGACUGUAAAUUGUACAGCUUUGCAAAUGCUUCUUGA
Molecule: messenger RNA, 1311 nt
Organism: Symsagittifera roscoffensis
Lineage: Eukaryota; Metazoa; Xenacoelomorpha; Acoela; Convolutidae
Product: ribosome biogenesis protein wdr12-like
Exons: 1
Coding region: 31-1311 (426 amino acids)
Cellular component (GO): nucleus
Molecular function (GO): protein binding
Source: RefSeq, a predicted model, not a curated record